Messenger RNA from Alosa alosa (allis shad), 5257 nucleotides. Its product is annotated as solute carrier family 12 member 7-like. Gene Ontology annotation, cellular component: membrane. Gene Ontology annotation, biological process: cell volume homeostasis; chloride transmembrane transport; chemical synaptic transmission. The record is from RefSeq and is a predicted model, not a curated record. Bases 211 to 3606 code for a protein of 1131 amino acids. NCBI's taxonomy places the organism in Eukaryota, Metazoa, Chordata, Actinopteri, Clupeiformes, Clupeidae. Gene Ontology annotation, molecular function: potassium:chloride symporter activity. The transcript has 26 exons.
ACAAAAGUUGUGCAACGCCCCUUAUGUGGAUAGAGAAGAUCACAUGGUUCCCAGUACCUACAAUUAGCAGUCGUGGUGUGUGUGUGUUUGUGUGUGUGAGAGAGAGAGAGAGAGAGAGAGAGAGAGAAAGGAAGACGGAGAACUUUGUACCGAAGCAGAGGGCGGUGAGAGGGUCACAUAUGCAGCAGCACAUGGUGUGAGUUUGUAAAAAUGCCCACCAACUUCACCGUGGUCCCAGUGGAGGACAACAUCGCCUCGGGCCAGGAAGGGGCAGCGGAGGGGGACGCCUACGACUCUGCUGAGGAGCUCUCAGGCAGACCUAGCUCAGUGACAGGAGCUGAGACGCCCAGAGAGAACAGCCCUUUUAUCAACAGCAUUGAUCCUGACAGACACAGCUACUACGAUGGCAAGAACAUGGCCCUAUUUGAGGAGGAGAUGGACAGUGCCCCAAUGGUGUCCUCCCUCCUCAACAAACUGGCCAACUACACCAACCUCACCCAGGGGGUGGUUGAGCAUGAGGAAGACGAGACCGAGGAUGGAGUCAAAAAGGUCACCGUUAAGGGUCCUCAGAUGGGCACCUUUAUUGGUGUCUACCUGCCCUGUGUCCAGAACAUUCUGGGAGUCAUUCUCUUCCUGCGACUCACCUGGAUAGUGGGCACAGCUGGUAUCAUGGGCUCCUUAGCUAUUGUCUUCAUGUGCUGCACUUGUACCAUGCUAACUGCAAUAUCCAUGAGUGCCAUUGCAACUAAUGGUGUAGUGCCUGCUGGGGGUUCCUACUACAUGAUCUCCAGAUCUCUGGGUCCUGAGUUUGGGGGAGCUGUAGGCUUGUGUUUCUACUUGGGCACCACGUUUGCUGGCUCUCUGUACAUCCUCGGCACCAUCGAGAUCCUCUUGACCUACAUUGUGCCGAACGCGGCGCUGUUUGUGUCAGAGAAGCCUGAGGGGCAGCAGAACGCCAUGCUGAAUAACAUGCGUGUAUAUGGGACCUGUUGCCUGGUGCUCAUGGCCCUGGUGGUGUUUGUGGGUGUCAAGUACGUCAACAAGCUGGCCCUGGUCUUCCUGUCCUGUGUGGUGCUCUCUAUCAUGGCCAUCUACGCAGGUGUCAUCAAGACCAUCAUCGAGCCCCCUGACUUUCCAAUCUGUCUGCUGGGAAACCGAUCUUUACAGAAUUGUGACUUUGACUUGUGUCAGAAGCUGGAGGUGGUCAACAACGUGACGAAAACCACACAGCUGUGGGGGCUUUUCUGCAACAACACCACUGUGGACGCCACCUGCGACGACUAUUUCAACCUGAACAACGUGACUGAGAUCCAAGGCAUCCCAGGGCUCCUGAGUGGGGUCAUUUCAGACAACAUGUGGGGGGACUAUGGUCCCAAUGGAAUGCUAGUGGAGAAGAAGAACCAGCCAUCCAUUCCAGCAGAUGACAAAUUUGAGGACAAAUACGAGGGCCCCCCGAGGCCCUAUGUGUUCAAUGACAUCGCCACCUGCUUCACACUGCUGGUGGGCAUCUACUUCCCUUCAGUUACAGGAAUCAUGGCAGGGUCUAACAGGUCUGGAGAUCUCCGAGAUGCUCAGAGGUCCAUUCCUAUUGGCACUAUCGUGGCCAUAGCCACUACAUCAUUCAUCUACAUUUCCUGUGUUGUGCUAUUUGGAGCCUGUAUCGAAGGCGUGGUUCUCAGAGACAAGUUCGGAGACUCUGUAAAAAGGAACCUUGUGAUUGGCACACUGUCCUGGCCAUCUCCAUGGGUGAUUGUGAUUGGCUCCUUCUUCUCCUGCUGUGGGGCGGGACUUCAAAGUCUCACUGGUGCACCACGUCUUCUGCAGGCCAUUGCACGAGACAGCAUUGUGCCCUUCCUGCAGGUGUUUGGUCAUGGGAAGUCCAAUGGAGAGCCCACCUGGGCUCUGCUGCUGACCGCGGGCAUCUGUGAGAUUGGGAUUCUGAUUGCCUCCCUGGACUUGGUUGCUCCUAUCCUUUCAAUGUUCUUCUUGAUGUGUUACUUGUUUGUCAACUUGGCCUGUGCUGUCCAGACCUUACUGCGCACCCCAAACUGGAGGCCAAGGUUUAAGUUCUAUCACUGGACUCUGUCAUUCUUGGGAAUGAGCCUUUGCCUCUCCCUCAUGUUCAUCUCUUCCUGGUACUACGCCUUGGUAGCGAUGUUGAUAGCUGGAUGUAUCUAUAAGUAUAUAGAAUACAGAGGGGCAGAGAAAGAGUGGGGUGAUGGGAUUCGCGGGCUGUCGCUCAAUGCAGCCCACUAUGCCCUCGUCAAACUGGAGGAGGCCCCGCCCCACACCAAAAACUGGAGGCCACAGAUACUGGUACUGCUGAAGCUGGACACAGACCUGGCGGUCAAGCACCCUCGCCUCCUCUCCCUCACCACCCAGCUGAAGGCAGGAAAGGGCCUGACCAUAGUCAGCUCAGUGCUGGAGGGCACCUACAUGACCCGACGCGCUGACGCCAAGCAAUCUGAACAGAAUGUGAGGGCUACAAUGUCAUCUGAGAGGACCAAAGGCUUUAGCCAUGUGGUAGUCUCAUCUAACCUGCGGGACGGCUUCUCCCACCUCAUCCAGUCCGCCGGGCUGGGAGGCAUGAAGCACAACACAGUGCUUAUGGCCUGGCCCGUCAACUGGAAGCAGGCAGAGAAUUCCCUUUGCUGCCAAAACUUCAUCGAGACUGUGCGUGAGACCACAGCAGCACACCAGUGCCUGCUGGUGGCUAAAAAUAUCGACCACUUUCCUGCCAACAAUGAGUGCUUGAAUGGAGGCACUAUUGAUGUGUGGUGGAUUGUCCAUGACGGAGGCCUUCUCAUGCUCCUGCCCUUCCUAAUCCGCCAACAUAAAGUCUGGAGGAAAUGUAAAAUGCGUAUCUUCACAGUCGCACAUUUGGAUGACAACAGCAUCCAGAUGAAGAAGGACUUGCAGAAGUUCAUGUACCAUUUACGCCUAGAUGCUGAGGUGGAAGUUGUGGAGAUGCACGAGAGUGAUAUCUCAGCCUUCACCUAUGAGAAGACCCUGGUGAUGGAACAGCGCUCUCAGAUGCUGAAACAAAUGCAGCUUUCAAAGACAGAGCGGGAGAGAGAGAUUCAGAGCAUUACAGACACUUCACGCAACUCCAUCAAGAGGAAGAAGCCACCUACAGACACUACUUCCCCAAACACCUUGCAGGUUCCAGUCAUCAUGCUCACUAUUGACAAUGAGGCCCAGCUGAUCCAUGACCGGAACACAAAGGCCCACGCCUCCCUGAACGACAGAGCGACCACCAGCCCAGACAGGGUCCACAUGACCUGGACCAAGGAGAAGCUUGUGGCAGAGAGGAACCGCAACCGUGAGGCCAGCAUGGCAGUGCGUGACAUGUUCAACAUGAAACCAGAAUGGGAGAACCUGAACCAGUCCAAUGUCCGCAGAAUGCACACAGCAGUCAAACUGAAUGAGGUUGUGGUCAGCAAAUCUCAAGGGUCUCAACUGGUGCUGCUCAACAUGCCGGGGCCACCAAAGAACAGGGGCGGUGAUGAGAACUACAUGGAGUUCCUGGAGGUUCUGAUCGAAGGGCUGGACCGGGUGCUGCUAGUUCGCGGCGGGGGCAGAGAGGUCAUCACCAUCUACUCUUAGCAACAAGCAGGACACCAAGCAGGAGGGGGCGGAUGGGACAUCGGCUGGCAGAGGACCUUGCUUGCCCACGGUGGUCCCCGUAAGGCCCUGGGCACAGCCUCAGCCAAAGUGGAACCAGAGGGGGAGAGAGGACAGUGUGACCAGCCUCCCAGCACUGAAGAACUGAUGAGGGAGGGGAGCCUGUCUCCCCAAAUGACCCUCACACUCUGCCCAAGUGCAGCGGGGGAACUCAGGUCUCUGGUCACCCAGUGUAUGCGUCGCCCUCUGUUGGUUGGGGUUGUAGUCCAAUGCAUUGUUUCAGUAAUGAGGAAGAUGCAAUAUAUAUUAGUGUAGGAGUUUUGUAUUGAUAGAGUAAUCCGCUAGUGUAGCACUGGUCCUUUACUGAGACUGGAUUCAUGUUGAUGAACACAAACCUGUGUGAGAUGAGGUGUUUAUAUGCACAGUGAAGGCUCUACCUUUGCAGGAGCCACAGGGGAGAUUAAUAUCAUUUAUUUUCAACUAUUUAGUUUUAAUUUCACAAUUUCCACAGUUGAGACAAAAAGUGGGAAAACAGGGUUCUGAGAACCAACACCAAGUACAUUGAUUUGAGACUGAAAACGACUGUGCACAUCAUAAUUACAGUGGAAUCAAUCACCAAGUUGAUGCUGAUAAUGGUCCUUUGGAUUUUAUUGCGGCACAAUACUUGAAAUUAACCAGAACUACUCUAAACCAGAAACUAUCUAGAGUCAAUUUCAAGACACUGAAUGAAAUUUCAUAUGUUGUGGCCCAUUUUCUUUAUGGUACAUUUCCUUAGUCAGAAACAAAUGUGUAUGCAGUUGGCUGAUGUUGUGCUUUUCAUAUCACAUGUUGUGGGACUGAAAUAUAACACUCAGUACUUUUGUUUGUUUGCCAUGUGACAUUUGUGCCCUAUGUGUUUCUGUUGGUCGUUGUAUUCAACUGUGGAAUUUAGGAAUUGUCUAAAUCGUAUGGUUGUGUGUGUUAUUUGGAAGCAAACUUUCAUUUCAGUAUUUAUAUUCAAGGACAUUCAAAUUCAAAACUUUGUAUUUAUAAAAUUUCAAUGUUAUUGUGUUGCUUGUCAGGUUAGUGUAAUGAGCUGUAGGUGAUAAUAGAAGAUUUGCCAAAUAUAAGUCUUAAUAAGUCUUAGACCAACAGCAGAUCACACGCGUGCACACACACACACACACACACACACACACACCGUGUCUGCACUGUCUGAUUCUGCCUAUCCACAACGUGAUGUGAUUUUCAUGCUGAAACCUCACUGUGUUGCAUAGUAUAGGGUUGGUGUACAUUCCAGUAAAAUCUUUUUCAUUGUAAUGUGAUGUGACUCCAUGUGUGCCAAAUAAUAUUGGAUAAAAGUAAAUGUUGUGUGAUUGUUAUCUGUCAUUUGCAUAUGAAUGAGGGAUUCUUUAUAGUCUCCCUGGAGUUGGAAUAAUUCAUUAAAACUCAAAGGCCCAUUUUGGACUGGGACUGAGAGGAAAUAAUAGGAUGCACAUUUAUCUGUGAUUACAGUAAAUAGAGAUUUUACAUACACUGGGUGUUUGUUGUAUACUGUGGUUAAGUUUGUGUUGAAUCAAAAAUGCAUGUUUCUUACCACUCUAACAUCUUGUGGUGUAAUAUUUUAAAAAAAUAAAUGCAAACCUUCAAUAUG